Molecule: messenger RNA, 5963 nt
Organism: Notolabrus celidotus (New Zealand spotty)
Lineage: Eukaryota; Metazoa; Chordata; Actinopteri; Labriformes; Labridae
Product: monocyte to macrophage differentiation factor 2-like
Exons: 7
Coding region: 424-1131 (235 amino acids)
Cellular component (GO): membrane
Molecular function (GO): pore-forming activity
Source: RefSeq, a predicted model, not a curated record
AGAAGCGGAUCUGUGCUCAGGAAAAAACGCUGUGGCAGCUUUCAGUGAAGAAAAACAACCUUCCUCACCGAGUCGUGAUGAGGUGAGAGAGAGAGAGAGAGAGAGAGAGAGAGAGAGAGAGAGAGAGAGAGAGAGAGAGAGAGACCACCACCGUGCAGGAUAAACCGGCUGUCCCCCCUCAGAGAGACCGUCCCCGACGCCCACACUUCCGGACUGGAGCCUCUGGAGGCAGCUGGGUCGGGAUGAAUCCGUCUCCCAAUGCUGCUUGAGAUGAGGAUAAGACGACGACGAUGUUCGUAGCGUUCCAUUAGAGACGACCUGAUCGAAUAAUUAUCGGUUAAUCGCUCAGCAGUCAAGGGGGGGAUUCAGGCUUUGGCCAUACACUGUCUGUCUGCUGUCAACUGUUGCUGAUUCCCACUGUAAAUGAAUCUUGUAAGGUUUAUGAACAACCGUGUUCCUCCUAACAAGAGAUACCAGCCCACAGAUUAUGAGCAUGCUGCCAAUUGUGCCACGCAUGCGUUAUGGAUAAUCCCUAGUCUGCUGGGCAGCUCAGUGUUGCACUUCCAGUCGGAGGACCAAUGGGAGCGGCUGUCGGCCUGGGUGUACGGGGCGGGGCUCAGCUCGCUCUUCAUCAUCUCCACCCUGUUCCACACUGUGGCCUGGAAGAAGAGCCACCUACGGUCUGUGGAGCACUGUUUCCACAUGUGUGACAGGAUGGUGAUCUACUUCUUCAUCGCUGCCUCUUAUGCUCCAUGGCUGAACCUGCGGGAGCUGGGUCCUUGGGCGUGUCACAUGCGGUGGUUGGUUUGGGUCAUGGCCUCGUUUGGAACCACAUAUGUCUUCUUCUUCCAUGAGAGGUAUAAGAUCAUGGAGUUGAUCUGCUACACGGUGAUGGGAGUUUUUCCUGCCAUGGUCAUCCUCUCCAUGCCGGAGCAGGCGGGGUUGUGUGAGCUGCUGUUGGGCGGAGCCUGUUACUGUAUGGGGAUGAUCUUUUUCAAAAGUGAUGGUAUCGUCCCCUUUGCUCAUGCUAUCUGGCACCUGUUUGUUGCGAUGGGAGCUUCCAUACACUACUACGCCAUCUGGAAAUACCUCUAUGCCCUGCCACCCAAUGAGGUCCAGACCUCCAGAUGACAUCACAGCUGACCUCACAGGAAGUAACUCUUGUAUUGGAGCAACUCUAAGGGGAUGAUGUGAGCUGUGUCCUGGUACGGGGGCUGUCUUCUUUGGAAAGUAAAUAGCUCAACCCUCCUACUCAAAAUAUACUCACAGUAAAGCCUCAGUAAUAAAACGCAAAGGUGCAUUCAGGUAAUCAUUCUCAGCUCAUAAAGCCAGUCUCAUCACCAGAAGUUGCACUGAAUUAGUCCACAAAGAUGUAACAACAGCACAGGCUGUAUAAAUGAAGUGGAAAUGUGUGACUGUUGGUGACGUAACCUCACUUACCUGGUGAAUAGGAUGUGUUUGAAGAUGAUUUCUGACUUUAUGAGCUGAUGAACAUAUUUGAAGGCACCAUUAAGCAGUUUCCUAGCAUGACUUGUAAAAUACUGGGGAUAAUUACACAAGUUGUUUUGGCAAAAUGUGUCAAAAGCUAUGUCUGUAUUUGAAGGAAGCUUUACACGAAGAUAAGAACCCUGCAUGAACUCUUCAAAGGAGACAGCCUGUGAAUUGGAACAGUUUGUUUAUUGGUCCAGUUCAGUUCAGUUUUAAGUGAUUUUUGCAGGUAACUUUGGUUUGAUUUAAAUGAUCAGGGGUUAGACAUGUAUUCUUGGAGGUUUCUAUGUCUGUGUUGCACAUCCAGAUUCAAUGUCAAGAAGCUGAAUUGAAGGCAUUGUCUCAUUGUUGAGAAAAGGCCAAUGUUUGAAUCAGCAGACUUUACUAUCAUUAUUUCUUUAAGGACAUUAUUUUAAAUAGAAUUAUCAUAAUAAAUAGAGUGUUUUGUUUUAGUUUGACUAUAUAUCAGAAGUUGCAGCAGCAGUAACUAACUCAGAGCGCUAGAUAGUUUAAUUACUAUUAUUGUUAUUAGUUGUGCUUUAUUCACUGUAGGACACUGGUUAAACAGCAGUUGCUUCAGUCGGUAAUUUACUGUGAUUUUCAAACAAGCAUGACUGUAGAAAGAUCUUUUUAUGUUGAACAUACAGAUAUUCAUGGUUUUAGACAUGGAGAAUUUACCUGUGUGCUUCCACAUUUAGCAGGCUCUGCAGUGUAGUUUAUCACGCUGAAUUUGAAUAGUUUACUGUAGGUGAUUAUAGUUUUAGUGAGUGAAGAUGUCAUCAGAACAAUUUAUACAGUAUAUAUUUAUCAGUGAUUUGGAGUAUAUGUUGAUUCAUCCAUAUUUUCUUCUAAUGAGCUGAAUGUGUCAGCUAUCUUCAACUUAUUCAUAAAAUGAAUUCACAAUGUUCACAUGGCAGUCUUUCCCUCGUAGGGUGGGAAGCUCAAAUACAGUUUUAAAGUUCGUCUGUUGAGGUCAAGGCUUCAAAUGAUACAAAAUAUAAACAAAUCUGUCAGGUUAUUAACAUUUCACCACUUCUUUAUUAAUUUGCAACUGAAAAGAGAAAUUACAAUGGGAAUCUGGCUGGGUGUUGUCGUAUCUUGACCGCCCGUGAUGUGUAGAUGCAGAAGGAAUCUUCGUGACACUGGCUUGCUUGCAUAGUAAUACGUUUAUUACAAGAAUCAAAACCAGUAUCGAACAAGCAUCGCAGAAUGCUUGGGAGAACGGCUCUGCAAAUCAGCUGACUCCCAGAAGGCUGUUGACCAAUACCCUUUAUAGGUCUGAGAGCCAGUGGCAUAGCCAACUACAGAGCACAAACUUAUCUUAACAUCUGGUCUUUUAUUGUACUGUCCUUCAGCUCUGCUGACUUAAGGGUCGCAAAAACUUGUCCCUGCAAGUCACAAAACAGGAAAGGGGUCUCUAUCUCAAUGUCCCUGAGUCUCUGAAACAACAUAGAUUUCUCCUUGACUUGUUUUAUGUCAGAUACUUAAGUAUUGCUCCAUUAUUGACUCAUUAGGUGAGUACAACCAGGCCAUUACAACUAACAGGCAUUAACCAACUGCUAGCAAACAUGACGCUAGCAUAAAUGACAAUGAACUACUUAUAGCUUCUUGUAAUAUAAGUUGAAAGUAGGUUAAUGCUAAUGUUAACUGUCUACUGACAGUAACUUAUAGGUCAUCAAGACUUUUUCUUCUUGAAAUAUGGUCAGAUGGCCCUCAUCAUUUUAACUAUAAGUUGUGUGCGUUGUUGAUCAAUUGAGAAGAGACUUGUGGUGAUUUGGAGCUUCGAACACAGCAGCACAACCUCAUACAACAGGGUGACCAUGUUUUCAAACCUCUAAAUAGGGAUGCUUUCAUUUUGUUGCAAACCCACAGGAAUGAGCUCAUAGUAGAAUUUGACAUUUUAUCAGUUCACCUUUCAACACCAUUCAAAGUGCCACUGACGCAAACGUUUUCAAAAGAGCUUUAAGAGAGUUGCAUCCUGAAGCUCUUAGCAAAACGCUCACCCCAUUUUCAGCAUGACAGCUCGCCUCCCUGAUGUUACGCAGCAGGUCCUGGUCCAGGCUGCUUGCAGCGGGUUCCCAUGGUCAGUAUGAUAAGCUGGACUGGCUAAGCAACAGCUGCAUGCUGUAAUUGAUUAACACAAGUACAAACAAGUCAGUAUUGAACUUUGACUCGGAGUGUAUUAGGGAUGUUUUUCUAUUGGUUUUAACAUCAACAGCCUUGGCGAUGACAUUGAUUGGCAUACAGUCAAAUCAGUGUUGCAAGCUUGGUGCUUUUUUUGGUAUUUCAUUUGGUUGAAACCAGUACAGGGAUUGUUCAAAACCAGGACAUAUAAGUGUUAUGUAGGUAUUUGUUGGGACUCUGGAAACAGAGCUUGAAAACAAGACGGUCCUGGUCACACCGGGACAUAUGGUCACCCGAUUAAAACAGUAUUUAAGCUCCCCACCUUGAGCUUGACCUCAAAGGGAAAAUGCGGCCAUUUGAAUUUGGUGAAUGGGACCCAUUUGCUAGUUUUAUUAAAGCUACAGAGGGGAGAACCACUGUCUGAUUCAGCACUGCCAGACCUACCGUCAUUACUGAUAGCACACUACUACCAUAGGCAUCUCACACUUGAAAGGAAACUGAAGCUAUAGUAUUGUUGAACAAUCUGGCCCAAUAUUAAGGCAUCUCAGGUGUAUGUGUGUGUGAGUGAGUGUGUGUGUGAGUGUGAGUGUGCUCUACUAUCUGACUCCCAUGAAUCCAAAGCCUGUAAUCGGCUGAGUCUAUGUUUACACAUUACGCAUGUACCUUGAACACAUACAAAGUAUAUUUGAAAUAUAUAUGUACUCUUAAGUGUUAAGCUGUAUGCGAUAGCACACGAUAUACUGGACAAGCUUUUAUAGAGUGAUUAAUAAGGCUAAAGGACCAAAAGGUUGUACCUUCUCAGUUUAAUUACAGGUGUUAAAAAAAGUGUGAAAAACCUCUCUUCCUUUUGGACAUCUCUCUGCUGGCUGUCUCUCAGGAUUUGGAUCAUUUGGGCUUAAAUGCCUGUGAAGCCACAUUCAAGGACCACUAAAGCUGAACCGAUGUUUUAGUGCUGUCUGCAGCAACUAAAAUGAUCAAAUAGCUUCUUUCUUUAAUGCUGACACCACUCCUUACAGCUUUAUUUGCUUACUCUCAUUUUCAAUUAGAGCAGCAGACAUAAAUGUCUUUGAGCUUUACUUAUGGGUGAUAUUUACAAAAUAAAGAGAAGCUUUAAGUCAGUUUAAUAUUCAAUUUAAUAUGGGAUUUACACAAACAAUUAGAGAUAUGACAGCACACGACGUCUCCGUGGAUUAUUAUUAUGAACUAUUGAACUAAAUUUGCUCUAAAAUGAAAAUAAAACAUUUAAAUUUGCAUCCAAACUAUAGCCAAAUUGUCCAGUAUUUCAUAAUAUAUAGCAGAAAAACACAAGUGAGCAGAGAGAUGGGAAAUACAACACUACCCUUUUUGUCAGAGGUAUAACACUGAUAUGAGGUAUAAAAUAAAGUAUUAUGGAACAAGUCUACAGUUUUAAAGAAAGGAGCAGAUUUGUAGGAACUGUCUCGUUUGUUGCCUGACUGCCCCUGAAAAGGUCUUUGAUUUUAAACCUAAUUAAUAAACUAAUGAACAAUUUUGCAGUAACAGUUUAUCAACCAGCUUAUGAAUGCACCAUCCUCACUAUGUAGGGACCAAGUAGAAAAUAACACUGACAUAAAAAAUGAACCAAUUUAUUCUUCAUUCCUUUUGUGACAUUCAGUCAGCAAACAUUAGAAUCAAAAAGAACCGGGGAAUAUUAGAACUAUUGAUAUAUAUUAUUUUACUUAAAACAAUAUUGUGUUAUUUUAUCUUAUGAUCUUCAGUUCUUUCAGUCAUCAAAGAGUAAUUUAAUGUGAAAAAAAAUGUUAAAGCUGCCUGGAGAUGGCAUUUAUCACUGUAGAUAUGUCCAUUUCAAAUCAAACUCUUCAUAUUUAUUCUCAAAUCUAAGAGUACUUUUUAAUAUUUGUACUCGGUUUACUUGAGCCUCUGAGAAACAAAAUUCUGGAGUGUUUACUCGGAGGGAUAAUAGCCUAUCAUUGCCAGUAUUUUUUCACUCUCCACACACGGAGGUGAGAUGAAGUAUUUGAUUAUUUGAUGUGUGUCUGUCUUGUCUUGAUUAUUAUAUCUGUCUCAUACAGUGCCCACCUGACUUUGUAUAGAGAUUUAUAAACUCUCCAUGAUGUCUUCAUGGACCCUCUGUACAUUGUUUCUAGACACUCUGUGAUUGUGGAGCUGCUGACUCUGUUCUCAGUGCUGCUGGUGUUUUCUUUCAGAUCGUAAGAGACUGAUUAUAUUAUAUCUCAUUCUUUCUCUCUCUACUUUUCAAAUUGGGUUGUAUGUGUCUGUGGUGCUUUUGUGCUGUGACAAGCCUAUAUGAUGCCAACAAUGCUUUUAUCUUUUCUAUUUCUCUUGUAAUAAAAAGUUUUUCAUGCAGUUUA